GAACCUUGGCAAAACUCCAUCAGUAUGACGCGUUAUUCCGGCGACUACCAUCCGGAAGCAACAUGGAAGCCCACAGUUGUGACAAGCGUGGUCUUGAGCAUUUAGACGAAUAUGAACCCAAACCAGCCAAACAUAUGCGUAGCCUGCACGAUCGCAUGGUGGAAAGGCGACUAGUAGUUAUUUUAGAGGGGGCAACGCUGGAAACAGUGAAGGUUGGCAAGACAUUUGAACUGCUGAACUGUGACCAACACAAGGGCAUGAUCAUCAAAAGUGGACGGGACCCAGGGAAGAUUCGACCUGACAUUACACAUCAGUGUUUGUUGAUGCUGAUGGACAGUCCAUUGAACAGGGCAGGUCUCCUACAGGUUUACAUCCACACAGAGAGGAACGCCCUGAUUGAGAUCAACCCACAGACACGCAUCCCCCGAACCUUCAACCGCUUCUGUGGCCUCAUGGUCCAGCUCCUGCACAAGCUUAGUGUGAGGGCGGCUGAUGGCCCCCAGCGCCUGCUGAAGCUCAUCAAGAACCCUGUGUCAGACCACCUGCCCCCUGGCUGCCCCCGUAUUUGUACCUCCUUCUCCUCUGGGGAGGCAGUGGGCGCCCGCACCGUGGUACCAGAGGAUGGGCCCGCCACUGUGGUGGUCGGAGCAUUUGCACACGGAGCGGUGAAUGUGGACUACACAGAGAAGACUGUUUCCAUCAGUAACUACCCUCUCUCUGCUGCCCUCACCUGUGCCAAGAUGUGCUCUGCCUUUGAGGAGGUCUGGGGCGUGUUGUGAUGAAGUUGACAGCGCACUGCUGCUCCAGCUAAAAAGGUUGUCAACAUGAACAUUGUCUUACAGGGACUAGAAAUGGAUUGGACAGUCAAGGAACAUUGUACAGAAACGGUCCAUUUCACCAAUUACCUCCUGUGGAUUUGUACGAUACUAUGGGUAUUGUGUGUAAAAUAUGGUAUUUUACAUGUCUUAAUAAAGGUAGUUUCAAUAUGAAA
Oncorhynchus keta (chum salmon) is the source of this 991-nucleotide messenger RNA. RefSeq names its product ribosomal RNA small subunit methyltransferase NEP1-like. The record is from RefSeq and is a predicted model, not a curated record. The transcript has 5 exons. Gene Ontology annotation, biological process: rRNA base methylation. NCBI's taxonomy places the organism in Eukaryota, Metazoa, Chordata, Actinopteri, Salmoniformes, Salmonidae. Gene Ontology annotation, molecular function: rRNA (pseudouridine) methyltransferase activity; rRNA binding. Gene Ontology annotation, cellular component: nucleolus; small-subunit processome. The coding region runs from base 63 to 779 and encodes 238 amino acids.